Messenger RNA from Melanotaenia boesemani (Boeseman's rainbowfish), 2501 nucleotides. RefSeq names its product arachidonate 12-lipoxygenase (gene alox12). Gene Ontology annotation, biological process: lipid oxidation; linoleic acid metabolic process. Bases 299 to 2311 code for a protein of 670 amino acids. The record is from RefSeq and is a predicted model, not a curated record. NCBI's taxonomy places the organism in Eukaryota, Metazoa, Chordata, Actinopteri, Atheriniformes, Melanotaeniidae. Gene Ontology annotation, molecular function: arachidonate 12(S)-lipoxygenase activity; arachidonate 15-lipoxygenase activity; iron ion binding. The transcript is spliced from 15 exons.
GACAUCCCAUGAUGCUCUGCUCUCUUUACUCUCCAUGUAGAAAUACUUGAUGUUGUUGUCAACAAGAGAGAAUGCCAAAUUUGUGUUUCUCAGCAGGUAUCCCUGGCUUAUAGAGUUAUGCUUCUUGUUGACCCCUCUUCCCUGUCCUCUUCAUCCCCAACCAGACCAGGAAGAUGGCUGUCCUUCCUGGUUCUGGUCCUGAUGGAGGUCUUCCUCUCCACUGUCUCCUCACGCAGUUCAGAAUGGAGGAUUUAAUCAACGAGAAGAGUUGAUACAAUCCAUAGAUUUCCAUAGCAAGAUGGAGGUGUACACUGUAACAGUGGCGACUGGAACAUCGGAGUAUUCAGGCACCAGCAACUACAUCUUUGUGACGCUGGUUGGAGAGGAUGGGGAAAGUGAGCGCACCCUGCUGGACAACCCUGGACUGGAUUUCUGUAGAGGAGCAGUGGAUCAGUACAAGGUGACCAGCUCUAAACCAUUAGGGUCAUUGUUACUGGUCAGACUGGAGAAAGAGAAGUACUGGGUUGAAGACAACUGGUUCUGUCGCUAUGUGACAGUGGAGGCUCCAUGUGGAGACAAAGUUCUGAUUUUCCCUUGUUACCGCUGGCUUAUAGGAAACAGCAAGGUGGAGAUCAGAGAGGGCACAGCAAAGACAGUGAUGAAGGACUCAUCCCCUCAGCUGCUGAUACACAGGAAGAUGGAGCUGCAGGACAGGCAGAGGACAUACAGAUGGGUGACUUGGGCUCCAGGGAUUCCCCGAUGUAUCGAUGCCAAAACAGAAGCCGAUUUACAUCAAGAUGUUCGUUUUGACAAUGAGAAGAGGAGUGAUUUUGAACAUUCUUUGCACUAUGCCUUGCUGGAGCUGUCUCUGAAGAAAUUUGCCAUCACAUUUGGGAAAUCCUGGAAUGAUCUGAAUGAUUUCAAACGGAUCUUCUGGAAGCUGAGAAGCCCCAUAGCCGAAUACUGCAUGGAGCACUGGGAGGAGGACUGGUUCUUUGGUUACCAGUGCCUGAACGGCUCCAACCCGAGGAUGAUCCAGAGAUGCAAGAAGCUGCCAGAGAACUUCCCGGUCACACCAGAUAUGGUGCAGAGGUCCAUGGCAGUGAGAACCACCCUGGACAAAGAACUCAAGGCAGGAAAUAUAUACUUGUUAGACUAUGCCAUCAUGGACGGGAUUCCCACCAACACUAUCAAGGGUAAACCCCAGUACGUUGCUGCUCCACUGUGUCUCCUGUACCAGCACCCAGACAAUGGACUCAUACCUAUCGCCAUACAGCUCGAUCAGACCCCAGGCUUGGAUGCUCCCAUAUUCCUGCCCAGUGACCCACAUCUGGCUUGGCUGCUGGCUAAGAUGUGGGUACGUCACUCUGAGUUCCAAAUUUUCCAGAUCCUGUCUCACCUGCUGAGGACUCACCUGGUGGUAGAGGUGAUGUCUGUCGCUACUCUGAGACAGCUGCCUGCUGUACAUCCCAUUUAUAAGCUGCUGUAUCCUCAUCUACGGUACACACUGGAGAUCAACUGUAGGGGGCGUACUCAGCUCAUCUCUGCUAAUGGCAUAUUCAAACGGGUCGUGUCAACUGGUGGUGAAGGCCUGCUGGUUCUGGCUCAGAGGGAAUACAAGUUAUUGACCUACCGCUCCCUCCAGCCUCUCUGUGACUUCAGUGACAGAGGAGUUUCCCAGCUUCCAAACUACUUCUACAGGGAACACAGUCUGAUGCUGUGGGAAGCCAUUUACAGUUAUGUCUCGGACAUGGUGAACCUGCAUUAUCAGACUGACCAGGAUGUGCAGGAGGACCCGGAGCUCCAGGCCUGGAUCGAAGACAUAUCCCUGGAAGGCUUUACAGAGCUUCCCAGUUUUGGUUUGGCCAGUAAGCUCAGCAGCAGAGAGGAGAUGUGCACGUUGCUGGCCGUGACCAUCUUCACCAGCACCGCUCAGCACGCCGCCACCAACAACGGGCAGUUUGAUUGGUGUGCCUGGGUUCCCAACACCCCGUGCACCAUGAGACUCCCCCCACCGUCAGACAAGGAUGCUGUUACCAUGGAGAUGAUCAUGGCCACCCUUCCUGAUGUCAGCCAGUCCUGUGUGCAGAUGGCCAUCACCUGGCAUCUGGGCCGAGCCCAGCCUGACGCUAUUCCUUUGGGCCAGUACCCAGAGGAGCACUUCACUGAGCGGGAGGCCCAGGAGGUGAUUGACAGGUUCAGACAGAAGCUAAAGGAGAUUGAGGACCAUAUCCUGAACCAGAAUGCAGGUGUAGACCUGCAGUAUCUUUUCCUCCUGCCCAGCCGCAUUGAAAACAGCAUCACUAUAUAGAAGCAUAUCCUGGAUUUAAUUCUGGACCUCCACCCAGACCAACAGAAAACCUGACAGCUGGACUUGAGCUCAGCAGCAGUUUGUUGAUGGAAAAUGAUGUUUGAAAUUUCUGAGAUGUACCCUCCUGUUUGUUUUACUUAUACUUAUGCUUUACUUUUCUUAUAUAAUGUACUUAGUGUACUCUUUGUCA